AUGCAGCCUUUGUUUGACACAUCCGGUUGGUCUUUACCGAAGAAUAUAGUUGUUAAACAACAAAAUGAAGUAAAGAAGUCGAACAAUAAACCUGCUGUAACUAAGACUGCAACAGAAGGAGGAGAAGAAAAGGCAAAGUCCGCUAAUGUUAGUAUAGAAGCUGAUCAGUUACAAGCUCAAAUGGCCAGCUUAAAACAGACCAGGCUGGAAGUAAAGAACAAUAAAAAGAGACAGCUGGCUGAGAAAGAAAAGAAUAAUAAGCAAAAGCAAUCCAAGAAACAAAAACGAGAUAAUACACCACAAGAACGUCAGCAGAAGCAGAAGGGUGAACAAGGAAAAAAACCAAAAGAAAGUAAAAAUGAGCCUCUGAAGCAGCAGGGCCAACAAAAUCCAGUGGAGGAUAAGAAUAAGAAAAAGAAUAAACAAAAGCGCCAAAAAUUGAAAGAGUUAUUGGAUAAGUCGAAGCAAGCUAGUAGUACUGAAGUUAAGCCUUCUGUCCCUGUCAAAGCAACAUCAGCAACUGCUCAUAAGAAUGCCUCAACACCUUCAACCUCUGAUGACGGGCUUACACCCUUACAACGUAAAAUGAAAGAAAAACUAUCGGGAGCACGUUUCCGUUGGUUGAACGAACAAUUAUAUACCAAUCCCGGCAAUGAAUCUUUUAGUUUAUUCCAAGAAAAGCCUGAAUUAUUCGACGAAUAUCAUGAAGGUUUCCGUCAUCAAGUAGAAUCAUGGCCUGUUAAUCCAGUUGAUGUUAUUGUUGAACAAUUGAAACAGUUACCCAAGAAGAACACUGUCAUUGCAGAUUUAGGUUGUGGCGAUGCUAUGAUUGCUCAAACUUUGACGAAACAGCACUAUAAGGUGUUGAGUUUUGAUUUGAUUGCCAAGAAUGACUUUGUUACAGCUUGCGAUAUUUCCAAUCUGCCAUUAAAAGCCAACGCAGUGGACGUUGCAGUAUUCUCUUUGUCGUUAAUGGGUACGAAUUACUUGGAUUUCUUAAAAGAGGCCUAUCGCAUUUUGAAACCUGGUGGCGAAUUGAAGAUUGCUGAAGUAGUGAGUCGAUUUACAGAUUUGGACGCAUUCAUCAAACUGUUAGAAUCUCUUGGAUUUCAAUUUAUGGGACAGGACGAUGAUAAUAAAAUGUUUAUUAUGUUAUAUUUUAAAAAGCAACAAUCUUCCUCUGGUAACGGUGGUAUGAAGAAGGACAAAAAGAAGAAUAUGAAUGCUGGAAACGAUGAUAAACUACAAUGGAAAGCACAAAACUUGUUGAAGCCUUGUUUAUAUAAAAGACGUUGA
Mycotypha africana is the source of this 1296-nucleotide messenger RNA. Its product is annotated as methyltransferase-domain-containing protein. Gene Ontology annotation, cellular component: nucleolus. Bases 1 to 1296 code for a protein of 431 amino acids. Gene Ontology annotation, molecular function: rRNA (adenine) methyltransferase activity. NCBI's taxonomy places the organism in Eukaryota, Fungi, Mucoromycota, Mucoromycetes, Mucorales, Mycotyphaceae. The transcript has 3 exons. The record is from RefSeq and is a predicted model, not a curated record. Gene Ontology annotation, biological process: ribosomal large subunit biogenesis; rRNA methylation.